This is a messenger RNA of Coregonus clupeaformis (lake whitefish), 5012 nucleotides long. RefSeq names its product fermitin family homolog 2. Gene Ontology annotation, biological process: integrin-mediated signaling pathway; cell-matrix adhesion. NCBI's taxonomy places the organism in Eukaryota, Metazoa, Chordata, Actinopteri, Salmoniformes, Salmonidae. Gene Ontology annotation, cellular component: focal adhesion; extrinsic component of cytoplasmic side of plasma membrane. The coding region runs from base 309 to 2405 and encodes 698 amino acids. The transcript has 16 exons. Gene Ontology annotation, molecular function: integrin binding. The record is from RefSeq and is a predicted model, not a curated record.
AGGAUCCCAGAUAGCAAGAAUCGUGCUGGGAGAGAGGCCCUGCUGCACGGUUUGAAAGGAAAAGGAUUGGAGCUGGAGCCAUGAGUGACGUUAUCUGAUGGAAAGAGGGAGGGAGAAAGAGAGACGGCUGUACUCCAUUAGCUGAAGCCGGAGGAGACCCUUUGGGAUACUUCACUUGGACGAGUUCUUUGGGAUUUUCUCUUUGAACAGAUCUAGAUACAUUAUUUAGAAGAAAAAAAACGCGUUGACUAUCGAAACCUCGGAAGUUUUAGUGGCUUUUUGGAUUUGGGUUGGUGUAUUUGAGAAGGAUGGCGCUGGACGGUAUACGGAUGCCCGAUGGCUGCUAUGCGGACGGGACGUGGGAACUGAAGAUGCAUGUGACAGACCUCCACAGGGACGUGUCUUUGAGGGUCACCGGCGAGAUCCACAUUGGUGGGGUCAUGCUCAAACUCGUGGAGAAACUUGAUGUGAAGAAGGACUGGUCGGACCACGCCCUGUGGUGGGAGAAGAAGAAGACGUGGCUGCUGAAGACCCACUGGACCCUGGACAAGUAUGGUAUCCAGGCAGACGCCCGGCUCCUCUUCACCCCCCAGCACAAGCUGCUGCGCCUGCAGCUGCCCAACAUGAAGCACAUGAAGGUCAAGGUCAACUUCUCUGACCGCGUCUUCAAGGCCGUGUCCGACAUCUGCAAGACUUUCAAUAUCCGUCAUCCAGAGGAGGCAUCUCUACUGCGUAAGCCCCGUGACCCCAAGAAGAAGAAGAAAAAGCUGGAGGAGGCUGAGGAGGAGGCUCUGGAGCUGGAGGGGCCACUACUCACCCCUGGAUCAGGUACCUCUGAGAUCAUUUACAUUGGGCCGGUCAAAGGGAGUAUCUACUCCAGUCCCGGCCUGUACAGUAAGACCAUGACCCCCACCUAUGACUCCAGAGACGGCAGCCCCCUGUCCCCCACCACCGCCUGGUUCGGAGACAGCCCCCUGUCCGAGGGCAAUCCCAGCAUCCUCGCUGUCAGCCAGCCAAUCUCCUCGCCCGAUAUCCUGGCCAAGCUCUACAAGCCCCAAUCCCUCCUGGACAAGGCCAAGAUCAACCAGGGCUGGAUGGACUCAUCCAGGUCACUGAUGGAGCAGGAUGUCAAGGAGAAUGAGGUGCUCCUCCUUCGGUUUAAAUACCACAGCUUCUUCGACCUCAACCCCAAGUACGAUGCCAUCCGGGUGAACCAGCUCUAUGAGCAGGCCAAGUGGGCCAUCCUGCUGGAGGAAAUAGAGUGUACUGAGGAGGAGAUGAUGAUGUUCGCCGCCCUGCAGUACCACAUCAACAAGCUGUCCAUCAUGUCGUCAGACAACCACAUGAACAACAGUGAGAAGGAGGUGGACGAGGUGGACGCUGCCCUGUCAGACCUGGAGAUCACCCUGGAGGGAGGCAAGACCUCCAACACCCUGGGUGAUAUCACGUCCAUUCCUGAACUGGCUGACUACGUCAAAGUCUUCAAGCCAAAGAAACUGACACUGAAAGGCUACAAGCAGUACUGGUGCACGUUCAAGGACAUCACAAUUUCCUGCUACAAGAGCAAAGAGGAGGCUCAUGGGACACCCUCUCUCCAAAUGAAUCUAAGAGGUUGCGAGGUGACACCAGAUGUCAACAUCUCCGCUCAGAAAUUCAACAUCAAGUUGCUUAUCCCUGUAGCUGACGGCAUGAACGAGAUCUGGCUGCGGUGUGACGCUGAGAAGCAGUAUGCCCACUGGAUGGCGGCAUGCCGCCUGGCCUCUAAGGGGAAGACAAUGGCAGACAGCUCCUACAACCUGGAGGUCCAGAACAUUCUAUCCUUCCUCAAGAUGCAGCACAUGAACCCUGACCCCCAGUUCAUUGCGGAGCCAGCCGUCACCAACGACAUCAACUCUGAGUGCCUGGUGUCACCGCGCUACCUGAAGAAGUACAAGAACAAGCAGCCAGGCUAUAUCAGGGACCUGAUUUCGGCCCGGAUUCUGGAGGCCCACCAGAACGUGGCCCAGAUGAGUCUAAUCGAGGCCAAGAUGCGCUUCAUCCAGGCGUGGCAGUCCCUACCCGAGUUCGGCAUCACUCACUUCCUGGCCAAAUUUCAGGGCGGGAAGCGGGAUGAGCUGAUCGGCAUCACCUACAACCGUCUGAUCCGGAUGGACGCCAACACCGGAGAUGCCAUCAAGACUUGGAGGUUCGCCAACAUGAAGCAGUGGAACGUCAACUGGGAGAUCAAGAUGGUGACGGUGGAGUUUGCAGAUGAGCCCAGCCUGGCCUUCAUCUGUGCGGAGGUGGACUGUAAGGUGGUACAUGAGUUCAUCGGAGGCUACAUCUUCUUGUCCACGCGUGCCAAGGACCAGAACGAGUCUCUGGAUGAGGAGAUGUUCUACAAGCUGACCAGCGGCUGGGUCUGAGUCUGACUACCCUGUGCCAGGGGUCAGAGGUUAGGGGUCAUUAGGGGAGGGAGGGUGGGGGCUAGAUCUUAUGAGGAUUUUAUUUGUUAUAUAUUUUUGGUGGUUUUAUUUUGGAACUGUGCUAAAGAGGCCGACACGGCCGCCCACUAUCGUCAUUGUUGUUAAAAAGCUGACACCCUUUAUUUUUUGUUGCAUUAACGCUGACAAAGGUAUUUGUAAACACUAAUAUUUUGCGCAAUGCUGCAGCCCAGAUGAUCUCUGAACUCCAACCCCUGCCUGUGGCUCCCCCAUCGCCCACAUUAUUUGACAGGAAGUUGUUUUUUCCCAUGACCCCUCUCCACUCCCCAUCCCUCUCCAAUGCACAGGGGACACCGGCCUCUUCCUCAAGCAGCGAUCUCAAAGCUACGUCCAUGAGAACCUAUCACAUCAGAAGACCUCUCCCUCCCAAAGACUCUUUCUAAAUCCCUCCCCCUCUCUCUCUCCCCCCCUCUACUCCGACUCCCCUGAAGGAACUGAUCAAAUUGGCCCAUCAGCCACUCCGCUACGGCGUCAUCCUAAUCCGACCAGACCACAAAAUCAUGUAUCAGUGUUUAUGAAGAAUCACAUUAUUUAUUUAUCCCUGUUUUUGUUUUGCUGUUUUAAUUAGUUUUUGAAGUGGCCUGUGGUUUGCCUUACAUGCUACUCCCGUGAUAUGAUACUCUUUUUAAUUUAUGCUGCAGAGUGCCACCUCACUCUCACGUAUCGUACACCCAAGUAUUUACUCCAUUUUGUAUAAAUAUAGGCAGUAGCAAUCAUCAAAGUAUGAGUAUCGGCAAAACAGCAACACACUUUUACUUUCUCAGCAGAGACAGGAAGUGAUAUGAGGUAAUUUCCUUCCGUCAUUAAGGAAAGGCUGAGGAACACAUAGCUCAUGGAGAAACUCUGGCACCGUGUCCUCUCCACCCAAUGAAGGAUUUUUCACUUUGAUCUAACUAGUCCAUAUGAAGUCACAUGUAAGCACUUCUCCAGUGUACAUAUUAUCCCUUUAUGAAUAAGCUGUAGUAGUUAAAUUAAUUUGUAGUUUUUGAUGGUGUCUGAGCAUACCUCCAGUGGUAAUGUCCUCUCCGAUGUGUUCAGAAACUCUAUAGUAAUCUGUGUGAAACACUACAUACAACAGCUAACAAGUGUGCUUGAAGAGUUUAAAGAAGCCUUGGUGCACACCUACAGUAGUGCUUCCCUGUUGUCUGCAUUAGUUAGUGUGUCAGCACAACAGGGUCUGAAUAUACACAGAGCUCAACCAGGGUGAAUGUCCUGUAAUGUGUUCUGUAAACACCUAAAUAACCAUGCCUAGUUCCCAUAGCUACCCUCAAGGUCAAAGAUGUCAGUGUGGUGCUUAAUCAUCUAGAAGGGGUCACUCAAGGAUACUCUUGUUUGAGAAGUUAUUUUGAUGGUUCAUGUUCUAAAGCAAUUACUGAAAAUGCAAAUUAGAAUGUUAUUGUCAUGGAAUAUGUGGUGCCAUGAAGGCUUGUUGGCCAAAUGAUGUGGCUCAGAUACAUGCUGCCAGCCACAUAGGGUUGUCAGAUGUCCACAGCAUAUAGGAAAGGCCUCGGCUCUGCCUUGAGACUCAGACCCUUGCCAUUGCAUUGUGUAUGUAUAGUACAGCUGGAGGGAUACUACCAAUAAUAACAGCGUUCCCAAGUGCUGCCUACUCCUUUACAUUAUUGCCAUUCUGUAUCUUACACCGUAUAGUGUUAUUAUUCAGUACCGUUUUCAUUGUUACGCACCAGCAAUAGGUCACCAAGUUUGAAGAAUGAAUUAUGCAAAGUCCGUGUUUCUUUUUUCCUCAGUAUGAAGGAACGUUAAAUGAAGUAUUCGUUUUUUGUAACUAAUGUAAAAACACAGGUUUUAUUGAAUUGUACAGUUGUUCUUUUGUUGCUGCUUUUGUUCUUGUUUUUUUGGAAGUGUAUUUUUGUUUCCAGAAAAGAGGGGGGAAGCCAUUGGUCAACAUUGUGUAGAAUGAAGAUUUGUGCCUGCCAAUGUUAGUCUUAUUGAGUUUUUAACAUGAUCUAUAUAUGAAGAUAACACUAGUCUCAAACUCCAGGUUGGUAGGAGUUUAAUGAAGAUUUGUCUCACACUACAUAGUAUUAUUAUUUCUCAGAAACAUUGAUAAAAUGGCUUUUCAAUGUACUUUUUUUCUUGUUGCCUCUCCUAUAAGCAGAAUUACAUUGCUAUUUUCUAUUCUUGCAUUUUUUGGCACUGAAUUUGCGCUCUAGAUCUGUGAACUUUCACCAAUGAAACAUCCCUAGGCUACCAAACCCUUACUCUGUUCAGUGCCUUUAAAAAUAUAUAUCACUUAAUUUUCUGAUUUGAUCACUAUUGUAGCUUUUCUUUAAACAGUGUUUUUGGUAUGAAGGAGACCCUUUUAGUUGAGGUAGACCCUGGAGUUUGAGACAAACGGGCGUAAAUGAACUGAAGUAAGAGAAGCAAGCUUAGCCAAUUUCUUUCCUCCUAGAAGGUUUUUUUUUUUUUUUUUUGCCUCCAAUGUCCAGAGCAGCAGUGCAUGGCCUGCUGUUUUCAGACUGUAAAAAAAUGCAUUUAUUUUAAGAAAUAAAAAUACUUUCUAUUUAA